This is a messenger RNA of Prunus armeniaca (apricot), 273 nucleotides long. Lineage: Eukaryota; Viridiplantae; Streptophyta; Magnoliopsida; Rosales; Rosaceae. The record is from the annotation of a GenBank genome assembly.
AUGGGUAAGCUUUUGAAGGAGUUUAUGACAAUUUCUGGGAAACUACUGGAUGGUGAGCUGAUACAUUAUUAUCCUUAUCCUGCAUUUCCUGGAAUUACAGAGAAAGCUUUAUUAAAAUCUCUUGCACACUCACAUGAACUAAACUCUAUAGAUCUUGAUGACAUUCACCUUCCAAACUUGCCAAGACCGCAAAAGGCCUUCAGAGGAAUCCGCAAGAAGAGCUCUUCAUUGAAACGUUGGCUUGCUAUAUGCUCUGAUGAUUUGACUAAGUGA